AUGCUCAACUCGGCCCUCUACGAGCGCACGCAAAUCCUGAUUGGAGAUGACGGAAUUCGGUCGCUGCAGAACACGAAUAUCUUCCUCGCUGGCACAGGUGGCGUUGGCGGUCACUGCGCCGAGGCUCUUGUGCGGGCCGGUGUUGGCAGCAUCACCAUUGUCGAUUACGAUGUUGUGACCUCGUCAAACAAGAACAGGCAACUGAUCGCCCUCGAUAGCACGAUCGGCAAGAGCAAGGUGGAGGAGCUUGCGCGGCGCCUGCGGGACAUCAACCGGCACUGCGUCAUCGUCGCCCUUGACGCCUUCAUCACAUCUGAGGACGCCGAGGAAGUGCUCUCACGCCAGCGGUACGACUUCAUGGUGGAUUGCAUUGACAGCGUGACUUGCAAGGUGGCUCUUCUCGCUGCCGCAGUGAAGCUGAAAAUACGCGCCUACUCCUCCUGUGGCGCGGGUGGUCGGAUUGAUCCGUCGCUCGUCUCCAUCGGCGACCUAUUCUCGACGGAGAAUGACGGACUCGCGCGCGCGUGUCGCGCAGCAUUGCGCAAGCACGGCGUUGGGCCCGGUGACGUCACUGUCGUGCAUAGCUCGGAGAAGGGUAUACCGCCACUGAAGCCACAGCGGCAGGAAGCCGGUGGCCGUGAUCGAUCCAUGAACGGGACGAUCAGCCACAUGCCACCUCUCUUUGGACUCAUGCUAGCGUCGGCGGUGCUGCGGUGCGCGGUUAACCCGGCGGCACACGACGCCGAGGUGGAGCAACGACGGAAGCGUGAGCGUAAGGAGCAGAAACGGGCGCUCAAGAAGCGCCGCAAAGAGACGCCGCCCACGACGUAG
This is a messenger RNA of Leishmania major strain Friedlin, 831 nucleotides long. Its product is annotated as putative ubiquitin-activating enzyme. The record is from RefSeq and is a predicted model, not a curated record. Lineage: Eukaryota; Euglenozoa; Kinetoplastea; Trypanosomatida; Trypanosomatidae. Gene Ontology annotation, biological process: cyclic threonylcarbamoyladenosine biosynthetic process. Bases 1 to 831 code for a protein of 276 amino acids. The transcript has a single exon. Gene Ontology annotation, molecular function: tRNA threonylcarbamoyladenosine dehydratase activity; ubiquitin-like modifier activating enzyme activity.